AUGCUUGCUGUUCUGGGACUCACUAAUAGCUUAUCAAAGGCUCUGCAGAAGAACGAUCAAGAGAUCUUGAAUGCUAUUUCACUAGUGGAAUCUACUAAGCGGCAGUUGAAUAAGCUUAGAAAUGAUGGAUGUGAUGAUUUUGUGGCUCAAGUUUGUUCUUUUGGUGAGAAAAAUAAUACAGAAGUGCUCACUAUGGAGGAGGAAUUUGUUGAUUCAAUAAGGCCAAGGAAGAAAAGCGGAAAAACCAAUUUGCAUCACUACAAGAUAGAUUGUUUUUACAGUGUCUUGGAUAUGCAGCUUCUAGAGUUUAACGUCCGUUUUGACGAGGUAAACUCUGAACUACUUGUUUCUAUGGCAUCAUUAAGUCCGAUAGAUUCAUUUCACCAGUUUGAUAAAUCAAAGCUGGUUAGAUUGGCUGAGUUUUAUCCAGAUGAUUUUAGUUUGUUGGAGCUAAGAUCUCUUGAUCAUCAACUUGAUAUCUAUCUUGAUAAUGUGCAAAGAGAUGAAAGGUUUUCUAAGUUAGAAAGUCUUGGUGAUCUUGCUCGUGUAAUGGUUGAGACAAGGAAGCAUUUUUCUCAUCCUUUGGUUUAUCGACUUUUGAAGCUCUGUUUGAUUCUUUCUGUUGCGACCGCAACUGUCGAGAGGUAUUCCAUAAGACAUGAAGGUACAAACAUAUGCAUUCCUCAUGCUGCCGUAGCAUACAUUGCAUUGCUCAUAGCAGAGCCUCCACUUCUGUUUGAAGAGGAGAUACUCCCAGCCACAGAUUACAUGUGCCCAAAAGCUUCUCACCUAUCUCCAUAUUAA
Microthlaspi erraticum is the source of this 804-nucleotide messenger RNA. Lineage: Eukaryota; Viridiplantae; Streptophyta; Magnoliopsida; Brassicales; Brassicaceae. The record is from the annotation of a GenBank genome assembly.